This is a messenger RNA of Cydia amplana, 2315 nucleotides long. It is a transcript of the gene dnr1, whose product is annotated as E3 ubiquitin-protein ligase MYLIP. Gene Ontology annotation, biological process: ubiquitin-dependent protein catabolic process. Gene Ontology annotation, molecular function: ubiquitin-protein transferase activity. Gene Ontology annotation, cellular component: cytoskeleton. The record is from RefSeq and is a predicted model, not a curated record. The transcript is spliced from 6 exons. The coding region runs from base 235 to 1689 and encodes 484 amino acids. NCBI's taxonomy places the organism in Eukaryota, Metazoa, Arthropoda, Insecta, Lepidoptera, Tortricidae.
UUCUUUAUCAUUGUGAUAACGUAGUAUGGCCGUCAUUUGGAAGUAUUCACAGUUUUACUUCCACAAAGAAUACGCGAUAAACAUUGCACGGAGCGAAUUAAGAAAGACAUUAAUUAAUAAAUUCUUUACGCGAGUGACAUAAACAUUGAAGCAGCAGUGAAAUAAUAUUAAUUGUUUUUAAUUCGGUCGCCUUCAGUUUUGUAAUUUUUCACGGAUUUCUUGUUUUUAUCCAAAAUGUGGCUAAUCAGUCAACCGAACGGAGUGAUCCAGGAGGUGAAGGCAGAUCCCAACGCCAUUGGACAGCAGUGCCUGGAAAGAUUAUGCGAAAAGCUGGAGAUUGGAGCCGAGUCCGACUACUUCGGGCUCCGCGUGUGCCCCGCCUCGGGGCCCAGUCGCUGGCUCAAUCUGCGGAACCCACUCGACCCGCACCGCAUCCCCGGCGGCCGUCUGGACCUCAGAGUCAAAUUCUGGGUCCCUCCCCACCUCCUGAUCAACGAACCCACCCGCCACCAGUUCUAUCUCCACGCGAAACUCGAUCUGACCGAAGGUAGACUCGUCGUCGCCGACCAAGAAGUGGCCAGAAGGAUCAUAGCCUACAUAGCGCAGGCGGAGACCGGCGACUGCGACGCCGAAGUACCCCCCACCGACAUCUACGAUGAAUGCGACAAAAUCGGACCUCAAGGCGAGAAGCCUGACGAUCAUUUAGAGAAGAUCAUCGAAUACCAUUGCGAGAUAGCCGGCAUGCGCGCUUCGCAGGCGGAAUACAGGCUUCUAAAGGAGAUAUCGAAGCUGGAGUCGUUUGGGGAGGAGCUGUUCUUCUGUAAGCCAGUGACGCAGUUCAACAACGCUCACAACCUGUACAGUCACUUGUUGUAUCACGCGCAGCAAGUUGAAGAGCCGAAGACGCGCGACGACCAGGAGAUAGACGGGAGUGGGACGGUGGGGUGCCUGGCGACGGGACAGACGGGCGUGGGCUGCGGCUGCAGGCUUAGCACGUGCGUGGGCGUGGGCCCGCACGGCAUCGUGGUCUACCGGCCCGCGUGCAACGGCGAGCAGGAGAUCGGAGUUGAAAAACAAAGCAUCCCGUACACAGCGAUCCACCGCGCGCAGCCGAUGCGGCGCAACUUCCAGCUGACAUACGUGACGGGGGAAGGCCACGAAGCCACGCUUCACGUCAAGAUGGCCACCUCGGGGCAGGCGGGCGCGGUGUACCGCGCGGUCACCGAGCGGCACGCGUUCUACUGCUGCGAGACCGUUCGGAGUGACGUCACGGAGCAGUUCAUUAGGGAUCUGAAGGGCACAAUAGCGUCCAUAUUCAACGACUCGACGACGCUAGGCCGCCGCUACGUGUUCGACAUCCGGCGCACGUGCCGCGAGGUGCACGACGGCGCUCGCCGCGCCGCGCACGCCGCCGCCGCGCACGAGCCGCGCGCGCGCCGCCGCGACACCGGGACAGACAACAAGGAGUCCCGUGGCCGCUCUCGCAGCGGCGGCCCGACCCUCGCGUGCCGCGUGUGCAUGGACAGCGCUAUGGACACGCUGUUCCUGCCCUGCAGGCACGUGGUCUGCUGCCAGGAGUGCGCGCCCAGAUGCGAAAGAUGUCCGCUGUGCCGCGGCGAGAUCGAAAAAACUAUGCACAUAUUCCUGCCCAUCGAGUACCAGAGUAGCGCCCUGCUCAUCGACAAAUGAGCAUCGCAUAACCGACAUUUUGCUCAAAAUGUGACGGUUGUCGAUACCUGGCGUGCCUGCGUGUGCGUGUGUGUCUAGUCAGCGAGUGUGACAACCCCUUUGGGGUUGGGUUAUUUGGUCCCUUAUGAAGGAAAGUGGGAUUGUAUACAGUUAGUAAAGACUGGUGUUCGCGACCUAAUGGUCUACAAAAGUGCAUUUUUUUACCUACGAUUAAGUUGGAAUGUUCGGAAUCCAUGAGGAAACGUACUUAAGCUAACAAUGUAACCUUAGUUUGUAAAUGUCCCUUCGUUUUAGAAGGGUGAAUUUAAAUUAAAAAAAAAAGGAAAAAUGUUCGAAAAUCAGCAAAAACUCUGUAGAAUUAACUAUGUGAUAACUGAUUAGCAAUAAUUUCUUUAUUAUUUUCUGUUUUGCACUGACUGGGAUUAUAUUUUGACUAUGUUUGUAUAAAAAAUAAGAACUACCCUUUGCAUUUUGUAAAUUCUUGCCUUUAUUGGACUGUACUUUGGAUCUUUUAAAUUUUCCUUACUUUAAAGUUAAUUAUGUAAGUUAAUUAAAAACGUAAGACCCGUGGUCUGUAAGAUUUAACAAAUAAAAAGAUAUGAAAAUAAACAAUAAUUAUGUUAAAA